AUGUCGGGCGGCUCGUCUUGGUCGAACGCGGACUUCCGGUCCCUGCUCUCCGGCAAUUCCCUGAACGUUGCAGUGGGACAGACAUGCAAGCUGAAGCACGAGGACGGGAGCACAUCGGACGUGGAGAUCGUAAGGCUGAACGUUCAUCCAAACCCGAUCAUGCACGAGGUCAGGCUGGGAGGGGAGAUCGUGCGGGUGAACGCAGAUUCCCUCUAUGUGGAAGAGGCUCCGAAGCAGAACACAGUGAGCUCAAGGGGCGUGUGGAUCGAGUACAAGACCCCGGCGGGGAGGAGUUACUUCUACAACAGUCCAGCUGUCUGCCUGGGCUUGCCUCUUGUUGAUCAACCGGUGAUGAACCGCUUUAGCGGGGAGACGUCGUGGAUCAGACCGACGACCGGGAGGAUCCAGAAGGGCGCUGUCAUGCGGCCCGUCCCCGGCACCGACUGGUCCGAGUGCUUCACUCCCGCUGGUGACCGGUACUUCUACAGCAGGCGGACAGGGGUGACUAGCUGGGAGGUGCCGGAGGAGAUCGCUUCCUUGGUGAUGGGGCCGGGGGAUGAUGCAGAGGAGGAGAUUGCAGUAGAGGGAGGAGGAGGAGGGGAAGGAGGGAACAAUGGGGUGGCACAGCAAGGCUCGGCCGGCAAUGCUGCAGGAGGUGAGGGCGGGGACUUGAUUGUGGCUGGAGGCGGAGGGAUGGAGGAAGUGGAGAUGGGGGAGGAGGAGGCGUUGGAGGAGAAGAAGGCAAAAUUCAAACGCUUCCUGCUGGAGAAGGGAGUCGUGGCAGGGUCGAGCUGGGAGAAGGAGCUUUCCAAGUUUUGCUUUGACAGCCGUUACAAGACUAUCCUGGACAACCCGAACGAUCGCAAGUCGGUGUUCCACAGCCUGAACAAGAUUGAUGUGAUGAAGUAUAAGGAGGAGCUGAUGAUGGAGGAGGCCAACAAGAAGGCAGCGGUGGUGGAGGAGGCCAAGAAGCUGCUGGAAAGCUUCGAACGCGACGGGACCUUGACGUAUGACAUGGACAUAGAGAGCGUCUGGUCUCACCCCGUGAUGGGAGAGAAGCUCAAGGCUCUGGAUGUGGAGCGGACGGAGAGGAAGCUCAUUGUGCUGGUGAAAGAGCUGACGCACAAGAAGUUUGCAGAGAAGAGGAAGGAGGUGGCUGAGCUUGAGGAGGCGAUGAAGGAGAAGAUCGUGGCGUUCGUGCACGAGAGGAGGCACAAGGAGUGGGUGCCCUUCAGAGAGAGUCUGUGCGAGCAGGACGAAGAGAGAUGGAGGGACGUCGGGGAGGAGACAUGGAGGGUGCUGGAGCGAUGCUUCCUCGAGGCGGUCAAGGCGAUCCCCAUACCUGUGGUGAAGGAGAACAGGCCGUCCAAGGGGAAGGGGCUCAACCUGUUCAAGAAGAAGCCGGCGAAGCCCGCCGCUCCCGCCGCUCCUGCUGUCCCGCCCGAGGAGAAGAGGGAGGGAGGCAGGGAGCGGUCUCGGUCGAGAGAGCGAUGGAGGGAAAGGUCACGGGAGAGAGGAAGGGAUCGGUCCAGGGAGAGGGGGAGGGAUCGAUCGAGGGAGAGGGACCGGUCCAGGGAAAGAGGGAGAGACCGGUCAAGAGAUCGGUCGAGAGAGCGUUCCACGUGA
Messenger RNA from Guillardia theta CCMP2712, 1626 nucleotides. RefSeq lists its product as hypothetical. The record is from RefSeq and is a predicted model, not a curated record. Gene Ontology annotation, cellular component: nucleus. The transcript is spliced from 4 exons. The coding region runs from base 1 to 1626 and encodes 541 amino acids. Lineage: Eukaryota; Cryptophyceae; Pyrenomonadales; Geminigeraceae. Gene Ontology annotation, molecular function: transcription coregulator activity; RNA polymerase binding.